Diaporthe citri is the source of this 915-nucleotide messenger RNA. RefSeq lists its product as uncharacterized. Lineage: Eukaryota; Fungi; Ascomycota; Sordariomycetes; Diaporthales; Diaporthaceae. The transcript is spliced from 2 exons. The record is from RefSeq and is a predicted model, not a curated record. Bases 1 to 915 code for a protein of 304 amino acids.
AUGGCCUCAAUAAAUCAAUGCCUGGCCUCAAUGGCGAGGCUCAGUCUCGCCACAUCAUCCAGACCAACAAUACAAGCAGCGAUACCACGAUACCUUGCGCCGUCAGUAGUCACAGCCGCACAACAAACACGAAAUGCAUCGGGACGGCCAAGCGGCGCCAGGAAGAGGGAGAAGAAGAGGAGGAUUUACAAGGGGUUCAGGGUCGACAGGCUCGACAACAUGCAGCAGUUCUCGCUGUGCGAUGCUAUCCGAUACACACGCGCCUUCGAGGUCGGCCAGAACCCCCAGACGACCAAGUACGACCUCGCCGUCAAGCUCAAGACCCUCAAGUCCGGCCCCGUGAUCAAGAGCCGCAUCCGCCUGCCGCACUCCGUCAAGUCGGACCGCCGCAUCGGAGUCGUCUGUCGCGAGGGCUCCGCGCUCGCCAUCCAGGCCCGCGAGGCCGGCGCCGUCGCCGUCGGCGAGGACACGCUGUUCCAGGCCCUGCGCGACGGCACCCUCGAGCUCACCAGCCUGAUCUGCGACCGGGGCUCCGCCGACAAGCUGGCCAAGGCCAACAUGGGCCGCGUGCUCGGCCCCAAGGGCCUGAUGCCCAGCGUGCGCCAAAAGACCAUCACAAGCAACGUGCUCGGCCUGCUGAAGGAGAUGGCGGGCGCCGACAACUAUCGCGAGAAGGACGGCGUCGUCAGGCUGUCUGUGGGUCAGCUGGGCUUCACGCCCGACAUGCUGGCUGCUAAUGUCAAGGCGUUUGUGUCGCAGAUCAAGGACGACUGCUCAGGGCUGGAUUCCUCGUUUAACAAGGAGGUGCAUGAGGUCGUCAUGAGCAGCACGCACGGGCCGGGGUUCAGCCUGAACGGCGGGUUCAUGCCUACUGAGGAGGGUCUGACGCCUGCUAUGUUGACCAGCGCGAUGUAA